CAGAGAGAGAUAUCUCGAAUAACCAACCGACUGGUUGCACCCUGUCGACGAUCGUCAGGCGAAUCGCGGGCAAAGCGAUUGGCAACUAUCUCGCGUCUUGACGAUCUCGCCUGGACGGAGGCUCUGAGUGAUAUUAGGACCAACAGGUUUUAG
Hydatigera taeniaeformis is the source of this 153-nucleotide messenger RNA. The record is from the annotation of a GenBank genome assembly. NCBI's taxonomy places the organism in Eukaryota, Metazoa, Platyhelminthes, Cestoda, Cyclophyllidea, Taeniidae.